AUGUUUUCAAUAAAUUUGAAAUUUUAUUAUAUCAUCCAUUUCAAUUUCGAUUACACUAGUAAAUUUGAAAUCAACAAUUUUAGCAAUUACAUUAGAGAGUAGAAUAUUUUUAGGUUUGAUAUCUCUAUGAAAGGUUUUUNUAACUUCUAAAUGCUUAAUUUAUAUUGCAUGCAGCUUUAGAUGUGUUUGAAGAAAAAUAUAAAUCAUCUAAAGAAUUGUAAAAAUUGAUCUUAUGUUUAGAUUUCUGAAGGAAAUAGAUUAAAAGUAAGAUUAUAGAAUUUUUGGUUAUGUCACACCUUCCAAUAUUAGAUUUUUAGUUUUAACAGAUUAAGAAGAAGAAAAGGUUAAAGGUUUUUGUUAAUUAGCUCAUGAGUAAUUAAUUAAAGUAUUAAUGAAUCCACUUUAUUAAUUAGGAUCAUCAAUUUCUUCUUCUAAUUUUGAUCAUAUAAUUUAAUAAUUGCUAUAAAAUAGAUUAAACUAAUGA
Molecule: messenger RNA, 484 nt
Organism: Paramecium sonneborni
Lineage: Eukaryota; Ciliophora; Oligohymenophorea; Peniculida; Parameciidae
Source: the annotation of a GenBank genome assembly